This is a messenger RNA of Rhopalosiphum maidis (corn leaf aphid), 1648 nucleotides long. RefSeq lists its product as uncharacterized. The coding region runs from base 35 to 1471 and encodes 478 amino acids. The transcript is spliced from 2 exons. NCBI's taxonomy places the organism in Eukaryota, Metazoa, Arthropoda, Insecta, Hemiptera, Aphididae. The record is from RefSeq and is a predicted model, not a curated record.
CAGUUGUGUCAGUCGAUCAUCAAAGCUAUCAAACAUGAAGUCUGCUUUGGUUAUCGCAUCCGUUCUUUUAGCCGGCGUGGCUUUCGAAGUCACCGCCCGGAACGUCUAUUAUGACAACCAAAACCAGCGUGAAAACAACGACCAGUGGGCACGUUUUCAACAAGGGGACUCCAGCGAGGAAUCUGCAGAACCAAAUUUCAAUGAAUUUCAAAACAACAACAAAUUCAGCAACGUCCAAAGCAACUAUGAAUCAGAAUCUACUUUUGCCGACCGUUCACGACAAAACAACCAAAACGACGAGACCUACUUCGGUUUCAACCAAGAAUCGAGUCAACAACAACAACGUACGAGCCAAAACCAAUUCGCGGCUGUCGGUCAGCCCGAAGGACUCACCAAGGUAAUGGUCGAAAAAAUCGCCGCCAUUCAGAAAAUUGCCGUCGAACAAAAUAUCGCCGACAGUGCCGAUUUCUUGGAUGCCGCGGUCACCGUCAACCAAAACUCCGUCAAAUUCCCAAAACAUAAUUACGUGUCGUUCUUCAACUCAACCAUGAAGAACCUCGACAACGGUGACUUAGAAUACAUGUACCUGAACCCCGAAAAAGAUGCCGUGUUCGCCCAAUACCAAUUCAACGAGAUCAAAACCGUCGGAUCGUUCAAGUCCAACAUCGCCCACGCUCAUUCGGGUUACUACACGAUCGUCAUGAACAAUGUGCUCAGCAACUUGUCUACCGGAUUCUACGACGACAAACACGCCGUGAUCAAGGCAGCCAAAUUCCAAUACGCUGACGCCAACAUCAAGACCCACGACGGUUCCGAAACACAAGUGUUCAGCCCGGCUCUGGAGCAAAAAUAUUUGGGAGUAUUGGCCAACGCCGUGUCCAACGAAGUUAUGAAAUCCGCCAACAAAGGUGCACUUGUCCAUAUUAAAAACGAAAUCCGUAGACCAAUCGAAAUUAACGUCGCUAGAAAGUUCACCAACAAGCUUUUCGACUUGAGAUGGCAGGAGGAUCAAGUCACCAUGGAGAUGACUAACAUCGGUUUCAAGAACUCCGAAGAGCUGAAACAGGCAACCGAACAUUUAUUGAGCUCUGUCACUUUCGAAAGGAAAUCCCAAGACUCCUACAGGAUGCGUUACGACUUCGCCAUUAACAACCUGGAAUGGACUUCGGCUCUGAACGUCAUGACGGCUAGUAAGAGGAUGACCACAGAUCCAAUAAAAUUCACCAUCGAAAAAUUAAACAUCAAAGUUUACGUCGACAAGUCCGUGCACAACCAACAACAACAACAAUCGAAUGGCAAGGCUUACACCAAAGUAGAAGUACGAAGUCUUCAUUACAACUUGAAGCACGUCCAGUCUGAACUUGUGUCCAUUCUUGAAAACAACCUCCAACGUUUCAUGGAACUUUCUUUUGGAUCUUACCUUCAAGAUUCAUUGGUACAAGAAUUAAUCAACUCCAACCGUCAAUAUUAAGUUAACUUAUUUAUUUUUAAACCUAUUUUUUUUUUUUUAAUAAAUUAUUAUAGAGUAAGCAAUAGUAUAAACGUUCAAAAUAUUAUUUCCUUUAAUUUUUAAUUUUACAAUAGUCUUAUAGUUUUAUUAUAUACAAAAUAAAUUUAAUAUCUAAUAAUACACCAAAUCAACUUGUUU